ACCAAACCCCCAGAGUCCAUGCACCAGGGCAGAACAAGUUAAGACAGGAUAGAAUGAAGGGAGGAAUAAAAAUAGACAUGUUAGGAGGUUCCUUGUCAGAAGCAAGGGCUUGAGCUUGAGAAAAGGAGAAACUUUAAUUCAAACUAAACACAUUUAGCACAGCACAGCAUUUGUAUCUUUAAAGAACUCAGUAACACAAUUUUCUGAGAAGUUGUGCAGGUCUGUAAAACUUCCCUCUGCAACUCCCACUGCAGCAGCUUACUCGAUUUGUGGCUUCUACAGUUUCCGGUCUUAAGUGUAAGAAUGCUGGCACACUUGCUGUCGUUCAGCCGCUCUCUGGUUAGAAGGAAAAAUGUGGACUGUCUGGAGGACUCCAAGCUGUGUCGCUGCCUCUCCACAGUGGAUCUCAUCGCUCUGGGUGUGGGUAGCACUCUUGGUGCUGGGGUCUAUGUCCUAGCUGGGGAAGUCGCCAAAGGCAACUCAGGCCCUAGCAUUGUCGUGUCUUUCCUCAUAGCCGCUCUGGCCUCUGUCAUGGCAGGCUUGUGCUACGCUGAAUUUGGAGCUCGUGUGCCCAAAACUGGUUCUGCAUAUCUGUAUAGCUAUGUGACAGUAGGAGAACUCUUGGCCUUCAUCACCGGAUGGAAUCUCAUUCUCUCAUAUGUCAUAGGAACCUCAAGUGUUGCCAGAGCUUGGAGUGGAACAUUUGAUGAAUUAAUAGGAGGCCAUAUUGAGCAGUUCUGCAAAUUACACUUCAGAAUGAGCCUGCCAGGCCUGGCAGAAUACCCUGACUUCUUUGCAGUUUGUCUUAUAUUACUGCUAUCAGGUCUUCUUUCUUUUGGGGUUAAAGAGUCAGCAUGGGUCAAUAAAAUCUUCACCACCAUCAACGUACUCGUGCUUAUGUUUGUCAUUGUCUCUGGCUUCGUCAAAGGAGAUUCUUUUAACUGGAAGAUAUCAGAAGAAUCCCUUAUAAACUUAACUAUUGUGACAAGAAAUCUGUCAUAUACUGGAAAUGUUACCAGCGAUUAUGGUGCUGGUGGAUUUUUGCCUUACGGCUUUGGCGGAACCUUGGCUGGUGCAGCUACAUGCUUCUAUGCCUUUGUAGGAUUUGAUUGCAUUGCCACUACAGGUGAGGAGGUGAAGAAUCCUCAGAGAGCUAUUCCCAUCGGUAUAGUUGCUUCCCUGCUGAUUUGUUUCUUGGCAUACUUUGGUGUGUCUGCUGCACUUACCCUCAUGAUGCCGUACUAUCUCCUGGAUGAGAAGAGUCCUUUGCCUGUGGCCUUUGACUAUGUUGGUUGGGGUCCUGCUAAAUAUGUGGUGGCAGUGGGAUCCCUGUGUGCACUAUCAACCAGUCUGCUGGGCUCCAUAUUUCCAAUGCCACGUGUAAUCUAUGCUAUGGCAGAGGAUGGGGUGCUUUUCAAAGUGUUAGCCCGAAUCAAUCCUAAGACGAAGACCCCACUUAUUGCCACAAUGGCCUCCGGUGUAGUUGCAGCUAUCAUGGCUUGCCUUUUUGACCUAAAAGCCUUAGUGGAUAUGAUGUCCAUUGGCACUCUGCUGGCAUACUCUUUGGUUGCUGCCUGUGUUCUUAUUCUCAGGUAUCGUCCUGACUCUGUCCUCGAGAGCGCUAAAACUAAUGAAGUCACAGAGUCAGAGCUGACCGAGUCUGAGUCUCAUCUCAAUCGGCUGAAAGAUGGAGGAUUGUCUCUGCACACUCUCUUCAAUCCAUCCCUGCAGCCCACAAAGAGCUCGUCCACUGCUGUUAACGUGGCUGUCGGGGUUAUAGCUAUCGUAGUGUGUGUCAUGAGUGCUCUUACUACACAUUGUGGACGAGCCAUACUUGCUCUGGAGCCCUGGGUCCUGGGAGUGCUGGCAACAUCCUUUCUCAUCUUUUUCAUGUGUAUCGUUUUGGUCUGUAAACAACCGCAAACCAGCAGCAAGGUGUCCUUCAUGGUUCCCUUGCUGCCCUUUCUGCCCAUUCUGAGUAUAUUUGUCAAUGUUUACCUCAUGGUGCAGCUGAGUGGAGACACAUGGAUCCGUUUUUCUGUUUGGAUGUCUUUGGGUUUCCUAAUUUAUUUUGGUUAUGGGAUAUGGCACAGCAGUGAGCACCAGAGGCAGCGUCAGCGCACUGAAAGCGUACCAGAGAAGCAGAGGAUGUUUGUAAAGGAUGGUACUGAGGACAAAUACGUCCAGUCAAAGAAGACCAGUCAGCUUUAAAGAAUAUAUUGCUGUUUAUAGCCUUUAUAACUCUUGCAACAAGCCAUUGUGCUUUAACAACAGACAGAGCAGCUCAGCUCUGAGCUCGGCACCAGGCCUGGUUUGACACUGCUUUCUCUCCACAGAUCUUAAGAUUAAUACCAACAUGAAUGCUGUGAUUUUCUGUAUGAACAUAAACUGUAUGGAUGAUCAUACAAAUAUUAGAGUAAGAAGUGUCUUAACUUGAACUGAGGACUGACUUUCACAUGUUAACCAACUAACACAAUAGCAGGUACAGUCGUAUGCAAAGGUUUAGGAACCCCUGACAAUUUCCAUGAUUUUAAUUUAUAAAUAUUUGGGUGUUUGGAUCAGCAAUUUCAUUGCAUUCA
This is a messenger RNA of Tachysurus fulvidraco (yellow catfish), 2579 nucleotides long. RefSeq names its product solute carrier family 7 member 2 (gene slc7a2). NCBI's taxonomy places the organism in Eukaryota, Metazoa, Chordata, Actinopteri, Siluriformes, Bagridae. The transcript has 12 exons. Gene Ontology annotation, cellular component: plasma membrane. The coding region runs from base 304 to 2211 and encodes 635 amino acids. Gene Ontology annotation, molecular function: amino acid transmembrane transporter activity. The record is from RefSeq and is a predicted model, not a curated record. Gene Ontology annotation, biological process: amino acid transport; transmembrane transport.